Messenger RNA from Coprinopsis cinerea okayama7#130, 863 nucleotides. RefSeq lists its product as hypothetical. Lineage: Eukaryota; Fungi; Basidiomycota; Agaricomycetes; Agaricales; Psathyrellaceae. Bases 1 to 810 code for a protein of 269 amino acids. The record is from RefSeq and is a predicted model, not a curated record. Gene Ontology annotation, cellular component: cytoplasm. The transcript is spliced from 4 exons. Gene Ontology annotation, molecular function: zinc ion binding.
AUGGACCUCCCCCAGAUUGGCGCACACUGUGCGCUAGAGACUUGUAACGUUUGUGACUUUCUCCCUAUUACUUGUAAAUGCCAGAAGAAAUUCUGUCGAGACCAUAUCUUCCCCGACAAUCAUGGGUGUACUGCUGUAGCUGAAGCUCAGACCGCGAGCGCUACUACAGCGAGUGGUCCACCGUUGAAGAGGUGCACAUUGGAAGGGUGCCAGAAACCGAGUCUGUAUGCUUUCACGAACGAUCCUGAGAGGGAGAGCUGUGAAAAGUGCCAUGGUUCCUUCUGUGUCCAGCAUAGGUAUCCUGACACGCAUAAUUGCGCCCCUAUUCAGGAUCCUACACCCGGACCUGAAUCGUCCGCCAGAGCUUUGUUGAAGAAGAACUUUGGUUCUCAGAUGACAGGCGGUGGUACAUCCAAACCAAAGAGCUCAACAAGGAAGAAGAAACCGCCAACUGAUCCUGUGAAGUUGGCGCAAUGGAAGAAGGUUGAGCUGAUGAAGCUUCGACAUCGUGCUGUCCCCGCCGAUCCCAAAGACAAGGGUACCUCGCCACCGGUGGACCAGAGGUUGGCCGUUAGUGUUUUGUAUGAUGGAGAAGAAAAGCCUUUUUGGUUGAGAAAGUCGGUUUCUGGGGGUAAAGCAAUCGAUAUGCUGUCUACUCAGAUGAAGGUCAGGGGCUCUAAUUCCACGCUCACCAAGUUGUAUAAAUUUGACUUGUCGACGGAAGAACGGAGCUUACUUCGUAACGACCUGGAGCUGGAGAAGCAGGUGGACGACGGGGACACUCUGGUGCUUCAGCAAGAUGCUGUUUGAACAGUUGUCCAGAAGCGCCCCGAAACUCAAUAUCUCUGACAAGGCCGGUUGUC